AUGAGCAAUUAUUCUGCGUUGACUGUGGUGCAAUUGAAGGAGCUGCUGACUGAGCGUAAUCUGUCCGUCGCGGGCUUGAAGAACCAGUUGGUUGAGCGUUUAACUAACGAUGACAAGGCCAAGGAGGCUGCUGGUGAGGCUGCUCCAGCUCCUGUGACCGAAGAGGCUGCACCAGCACCAGCUGCUGCACCAGUGGCUGCUGAAGUUGAGGAGGCCAAGCCAGAAGAGGCCAAGCCAGAAGAAGAAACAAAGGCUGAGCCGGCCAGCAAUGAGGCUGCUCCAGCUGUUGCAAGCGAGCAGCCAGCGGAAGCUAGUGAGGACAAGCCUGCUGAGGUUCAAGAAAAGGCACCUGAGGUAAAAGAGCCAGAGAAGGAGCUUUUCGAUAUUCUAACAGCGGAAGAGAUCAAGCAAAGAGCCACCGAAUUGAUAGACAAGAAACUUCACCGUGCGAAGAAGUUCGGUGCUGAACAAGACCAAAUUGACUCAUUGGAGAAGCUGAAGGUGAGAAUCGAUAGAUUUGGUGUCGACCGUAAUAUGUCUAUUGCUCUUGAACUUGGCUUGGUAAAGCCUAAGGAAGUGCGUCAACAAAACAGAAGCAACAAGAACAACAAUAGAAACGGUCACAAAGGAGGUAAUAACAAGAACAGAAAGGGUAGAGUGAACAAGAAUAGAGGUUCUGGUAGAAGGUGGUAA
Messenger RNA from Nakaseomyces glabratus, 693 nucleotides. It is a transcript of the gene THO1, whose product is annotated as Tho1p. Gene Ontology annotation, biological process: poly(A)+ mRNA export from nucleus. Gene Ontology annotation, cellular component: nucleus. Lineage: Eukaryota; Fungi; Ascomycota; Saccharomycetes; Saccharomycetales; Saccharomycetaceae. The record is from RefSeq and is a predicted model, not a curated record.